GUACAGCAGGUAAGGGAAAUGGGAAAGUUAAAAAAAAACAAACAACAUUUUUGAUGUCAGCGUUUCACUAGAUGGAUCAGGUGUAUUUUUAACAUGGUUCUGAUUCUGACAGCUUCUCUAAUAAUCGUCAUCAUCAUCAUCCCUUAGUGUGUACUGAAAUCAGACGCCCUGUCUGAGUCCCUGCUGGCUUAUCAGCAGAGGAGCUGAUCAUUCUUCAGUUUAAUGUGUGGACGACACACUAGCUGUAUGCUGAUCAAACUGAUGUCAUGGUUAAGUUUACAGAAAAGGAGCGCAGCACGAUCAGAGCUAUUUGGGAAAAGGUCAAUAUCGAUGAGGUUGGACCAGACGCUUUGGCAAGAGUUUUGAUUGUCUACCCCUGGACCGAACGGUAUUUCGGCACAUUUGGAGACAUCUUCACCGCGUCUGCUGUUUUGAAUAACGCCAAAGUGGUAGCCCAUGGCAAGGUGGUGCUGAAGGCACUGGACGAAGCAGUGAAGAACAUGGAUAACAUCAAGAAGACAUACGCUUAUCUGAGCCGGCUGCACUAUGAAGUAUUCCACGUGGAUCCCGAUAACUUCAGACUGUUGGCCGACUGCAUCACCAUUGCCAUCGCCUGCAAAGUCAAGAGUGCACUAGACCCUCAGGUCCAAGCGACCUGGAAGAAGUUUCUGUCUGCGGUGGUCGAUGCAAUGAACAGUCAGUACUACUGAAGAGCCCAACAACACACAGCUGGACAAAAUGAAUAAAUAAAUAAACUCCUAUUUAAACCCUG
Lates calcarifer (barramundi perch) is the source of this 772-nucleotide messenger RNA. RefSeq names its product hemoglobin cathodic subunit beta. Bases 267 to 710 code for a protein of 147 amino acids. Lineage: Eukaryota; Metazoa; Chordata; Actinopteri; Centropomidae. Gene Ontology annotation, molecular function: heme binding; organic acid binding; oxygen binding. Gene Ontology annotation, biological process: oxygen transport; hydrogen peroxide catabolic process. The transcript is spliced from 3 exons. The record is from RefSeq and is a predicted model, not a curated record. Gene Ontology annotation, cellular component: haptoglobin-hemoglobin complex; hemoglobin complex; blood microparticle.